Staurois parvus is the source of this 246-nucleotide messenger RNA. Lineage: Eukaryota; Metazoa; Chordata; Amphibia; Anura; Ranidae. The record is from the annotation of a GenBank genome assembly.
GGCAUGACCGCGGGCACUGGGGUCAGACAUUGGAUCGUCUGGCCCGACAGCGGGCAUCGGGUCACCAGGCAUGACAGCGGGCACUGGGUCAUCAGGCAAUUGGACCGUCUGGCUCGACAGCAGGCAUCGGGUCACCAGGCAUGACAGCGGGUACUGGGUCAUCAGGUACCGGAUCGUCUGGAUCGACAGCGGGCAUUGAGUCAACUGGCCUAAUCAGGCUGAAGUGCGGGUGCCGAGGCACCAGGC